This is a messenger RNA of Pseudoliparis swirei, 4326 nucleotides long. It is a transcript of the gene fhdc1, whose product is annotated as FH2 domain containing 1. The transcript has 11 exons. Lineage: Eukaryota; Metazoa; Chordata; Actinopteri; Perciformes; Liparidae. The coding region runs from base 698 to 4141 and encodes 1147 amino acids. The record is from RefSeq and is a predicted model, not a curated record.
ACAUAUUAAAAUGAGACUUCUUGUCCUAACCAGUAAUAACAUUGUAUCUCUCCCAGUGGCUACGUGAGAACUCCUGAAGAGGGAACAUGAAACCAAACUGUGUAACAGAAGGUAAGCUGUGGGCGUAAUGUCUCUUGAUCAUUCCACACUCCAGAGCCCGACUUCAAAGCCUUUCAACAAGAGAAAGAAAAAUAGGUUUAGCCAUUUCCCCCAUUGUGAGCCCCUUUGACUGGGGACCCCUUUUCUUUUGAUCUGUCGCACCCCUUAAUUUCUCCUAAUUUCAGAUUGCCCAGGACAACACGCACGACUGCCUCCUGUAUAAUCCUGUCCGACGCUGUUUUUUUGUGUGUUUUCUCGUGCCGCUCUCGUAGCUCCAUGUCCGUCGCCGCCGCCGCCCGCCCUCUCCCCCUAGGAGGUGACCUUCAAAGGCUCUGCUCCGCGCGAUGGACGACCGGCUGAGUGACGGAGAUGGACGGAAUCAAAGGACGCGCUCCCGUCACGGUGACCAGAUGAAGGGACGUCUACCUUCCUCCAGCAGCGAGGGGGCGUACACUUCAGCAUGUUGAUGUUCUUCACAGCAAAUUGACGCACAACCUCUGGAAUUACCCCCCCCCCCCCAAAAAAAGAAAGGAAAGAAGAACCACCGCUUGUGCACGAUUUCAUGAGAGAGCUCAUAUGCUGACGGCUCAUCCCUGUGAUGCUUGUUAUGAGUUGUCCGUCCACCACCGAUGAGCCGGAGAGAUGCAGCAGCGAGGGAAGCGGCUGCACCGCCUCCUCCUCCGUCACCACCUCUGACCCGUCCUCCGUGUCCGGACACGGUCUCGCCGCCCUCCCUCCCGUCGACGAAGCCCCUCGCACCUCCGUGCAUGAAGCUCCCCCGCCUCCUCCCCUGCCGCCGCCCGCCUCCGCCAACCACAACGCGCGGAGGAAGUGCCGCGUCCGCAGCUUCUUCUGGAAGACGAUACCGGAGGAGAAGGUGCGCGCCAAGCCCAACAUCUGGACGAUGGCGGUGCGGCAGCAGCAGUACCAGAUCGACGUCCGCUCGGUGGAGGAGCUGUUCGGGCAGCAGGAGGACGCGGGCGGGGGGGCGCCGGCCUCCGGUGCGUCAACCCGCGUCUCCAGGAAUUGCUCCUUCAAGGAGAGCGUCAAGGCUGAGAUCAACAUCCUGGACUCCAAGAGGGGGAUGAACGUGGGCAUCUUCCUGAAGCAGUUCAAGAAGUCCAACCGCUCCAUUGUUGACGACAUCCGGCAGGGAGACGGAAAGAUGUACGGAGCGGAGCUGCUCCGGGAUCUGCUGAAGCUGCUGCCCGACGUGGAGGAGAUCAGGAAGCUCCAGGCGUUUAAAGGAGACCCGGACAAGCUGACACUGGUCGAUUCCUUUAUGUUCCUCUUGAUCCAGGUGCCUCGGUUCGACGUUCGGAUCGAGGCCAUCGUCCUCCGAGAAGAGUUCUCCCCUUCCUGCGCUGUGAUGAGCCGCGAGAUUGAUGUCGUCCGCCUCGCCACCAAAGAGCUGAUGAGCUGCGAGGAGCUUCAUGCCAUCCUGCACCUGGUGCUGCAAGCUGGAAACAUCAUGAACGCCGGCGGUUACGCCGGCAACGCCGCGGGCUUCAAGCUGUCGUCCCUCCUCUCGUUGGCCGACACCAAGGCCAACAAGCCGGGGAUGAACCUGCUGCACUUUGUCGCCAUGGAGGCAAAGAAAAAAGACGAGAAGCUGCUCACGUUUCCAGAGAAACUUCAGGACGUCCAGAGCGCAGCCAGAAUCUCAGUGGAAAACAUCGAGGUGGAGUUUUCCUCCCUAUAUGUCCGGAUUAAAACCCUGGAGGUGAAAGUUCAAGGAGACGAGGAGCUCCUGCAGCAGCUGGAGCCCUUUCUGCAGAAUUCGUCGCAGACGCUGCAGGACCUGAAGAGACGCAGGCUGGAUCUGCGGACGGAGGGCAGCGCUCUCAUCGACUUCUUCUGCGAAGACACGGAGACCUUCAAGCUGGACGAGUGCUUCCGCAUCUUCCAGGACUUCUGCAUCAAGUUCAAGAAAGCUGUGAAGGCCAACGCGGACCGCGAGCUCAAGGAAGCGGCCCGACAGCGGCGCCUGCUCGAGCUGGAGGAGAAGCGCUUCGCCUGGUUGGGGGCGGAGCAGAGCGCCGGCUUCGGUCGGAGCAGCAGCGAGAGCGACGUGGAGAUGCUCACCAAGGAAGGCCUGCUGGACUUCUUCCAGCAGCGGUCUCAGAGUCCGCUGGGACGCUCCGCCAGCGCCCGCCGCCACCGCCACACCAUCCCCUCCACCGCCGACCGAGAGCUCCAGGGGUACCUGGAGCUCUUCGGGCGCUCGGGGAAUCCCGGCGACUACUCCAAGUACAACAGCCUACCCCGGGCGGGCCGCGCCGCGCAGCGGAGGACCGCGCCCUGGAUCUCGGGCCAGGACGACAACCGCGAGCUGGGCUGCGACCGGCGGGCGGCGUCUCCACGCGCCGACGCUGAGGCCGUCAGCCCGCUGGCCCGGUUCUCCUCCUCCGGGCUAAACGACAACGAACCACACAACAACAACGACGGCAAUUACCCGCCCGCGUCGGAGGGCGGCGCUCUGCCUCGUCCCUUUUGCGUCAGUCAGAAGUCCUCCCAGCUCCCCAGCCCGCCGGCGAGCGGCCACAUGAGCGUGAGCGUCGAGGCGCACACUUUAGUUCGAGGCCCGCGAGCUUUCGACCUCCCGAGUCCGAACAACAACAGUCAUCCGGUGCACUUUGUCAACCGGGGGGACGUCGUGGUCACCGAUUUGGAAAAGGGCAGACAGCCUCUUCCUGUACAUUCGGACAUCCUUCUGCAUCAUCACGUUUCAGAAAGAGAAGCAGGUCCCAAGGUGGCCUGGGGAGGGCAGAUGGAUCCUCCCACCCCAGCUGGCGUCACCCCUGAGAGAGAAGAAGAGGACAACAGCACCGUUUCAUCAACGACCUGCGAUACGCCCCUCCCACUUGACCCGUCGGGAUCCAGUCAGAAGCCAGCGGUUUAUAUCCCCGACUGCACAGAAACGGACUGCUCCGUCACCUCCGAUUACUCCGAGGUCGAUAGCUCGUCCGUAACCAAAGAGGGACUUUAUGUCAGACCCAUCGGCUGCGGGACAUCCGAUCAGGAGGGCAAGCGAGAGCCGAGCCCCCCGUCCUCGAACCUGGAGUCCGUGUCGCCCGACGACCGGUCCGAUGAGCUUUCGGCGCCCGACUCUGCGGACGCGGCGUCGUCCGCGGCUCCGUCCGCCGCCACAGAAGGGUGGGACACGGAGAGCUGCGACACGGCCGAGGGGAAGCAAGGGGCGGAGAAAGACGCCCAGGCGAAGAGCAGAGCCGACAACAAAGCGCCCAAGAGCGGCGGAGGGCGCGGCCUGCGAACGCUGACCAGCAGCGAGAGCCAGGGCAUGAGGAAAGUGGCGCCCAUCACCGAGCUCACGGGGGGCGGCAAGGCGCGGCCUCUCCGUGACCAGAGCACGCCGGCGAGAGGACGGAGCGAGAGGACCGCGAGACCUCCUCGGCACUCCAGCCUGCCUCCGGAAGAGUCCGAGGACCAGGGGGGGGGCCUCGCCGCGGGCGGCGCGUCGAGGUGGGCACGCGACUCGACCCCAAGGAAGUUCUCCGUCGGCAGGCCGAGCGCCAGACCGCCGAGGAGCGUCCCCAAGCCCGAGGAGAAGAUGUGCCGCUCCACCAUGAGAGCGCUGGCCCAGGCCCUGGCUCAGGGCGGCGCCUCCUCCGAGAACAGCAGCUGCCACGCGCUCGGCGCCAAGAGCGGCGCCGACGUCCCCGGCUUCGCCCGCAACACCGUGGCUUCGACCUCCAGGACCAAGAAGGAGCUGGCCGACCCGUCCGUCCCGUCCCUCCCCUCCACCCCGUCUCGCAGCCCCUCGCUUCCAGCUCGGCAAAGCCCGGCGAAGCAGAGCCGGUCGGCGCCCGCGGCUCACGCCGGCGAGGAGCGGCCGCCGGGCACGAGCCUGCGGCGGGUGCAAAGCGUGAAAGCGAACAGUCGCAGCGCCUACCGCAGCGGGACCCCGCCGCCGCCCGCAGCGCGGGACGACGUCCGCAAGGCGAGUAGCAUUUCUGAGAAGUCCGUCCAUUCCAGGGACCCGGCGGCGGCCAGCAGGGGCGCCAAACCGAGCUGGAAAUAACGCCGACGCGGCGGAAACCGAAAGAAAGAGAGACACCUCGACGGAGAGUUUUUAUUUCAAUCUUCUUCUGCUCCUACAAUGUGGACGGAUGUCCUCUCGUAAGAAAGGAACCUGAACACAAGUUUUAUGCUAUUCCCACACUGACGGUCCAGUAGAGGAAGAGCACGAUGCAAUGAACUGCUCAG